Messenger RNA from Drosophila pseudoobscura, 1078 nucleotides. It is a transcript of the gene chic, whose product is annotated as profilin chic. Gene Ontology annotation, cellular component: cell cortex. Gene Ontology annotation, molecular function: actin monomer binding. The record is from RefSeq and is a predicted model, not a curated record. Bases 330 to 710 code for a protein of 126 amino acids. NCBI's taxonomy places the organism in Eukaryota, Metazoa, Arthropoda, Insecta, Diptera, Drosophilidae. The transcript is spliced from 4 exons.
CUCCCUCAAUCGUUUUUAAAAAGUCGUGCAAGGCGGACGUGGAACGUGGAAACUGCUAUUUCGCUGUGCGUGUGUGUUGUGUGGCUGUGCUCGCUCUAGUGUGUGUAUAAUUUGCACAAGUUCGAAAUAAAAUAAUUUGUAAGCAAAUAAUCGUCAACGUUGCGGUUUUUUGCUUUGUCUUCUUCCCCCAACUUCUACGCUGCACAAAUAAUUUCGGUGGCGUGUGUACUCCCUACUCCCCCCUCCGGAAAGCCGACAAAAAGUGUCAAGUGCAACUCUAUAAAUAAAUUGCCAACGCAAUAAGUUAACAACAAAUCCGAAGCAUCAACAUGAGCUGGCAAGAUUAUGUGGACAACCAACUGCUCGCCUCGCAGUGCGUGACCAAGGCGUGCAUUGCCGGACACGAUGGCAACAUCUGGGCGCAGUCUGCUGGCUUUGAGAUUACAAAGGAGGAACUGGCCAAAUUGAUUAGCGGCUUCGACCAGCAGGAUAUCCUUACCAGCAACGGUGUUACAUUAGCCGGCCAACGGUACAUUUACCUCUCAGGCACAGAUCGUGUGGUGCGCGCCAAGCUUGGGCGAAGUGGAGUCCACUGCAUGAAGACAACACAAGCCGUCAUCGUUUCCAUCUACGAGGAUCCCGUACAGCCCCAGCAGGCCGCUUCCGUUGUAGAGAAACUCGGAGACUAUCUGAUUACUUGCGGGUACUAGAUAGGAGGGAGAAUAGAUCAACAACACAAACAACCACAACACACCCAAAACAAAACAAAACAAAACAAACUGCACCUCCAUCAACAACAUAGGAAACACAACAGCAACAACCAGGAAACAGCAACAACAGCAGCAACAACUUUGAUAUGAAGAUGGAGAGAGGAAAAUGCUAAUAAGAAAAAAGUAAAAAAAUGGAAGUAAUUAUUAAUAUUUAAAAUAUGGAGUAAAUUCCCCCCCACUAAACGGCCAAGGCGGAGGAUAUUUUUGGGGAACGAGAGGAUGCAAGACCCGCAAAUUCUGUUCUGAAAACGCAAAUAAAUUACCCGCAAAAAUCAACAACAAUAAACUACAACAAAAAAAAUUAUAAA